Molecule: messenger RNA, 243 nt
Organism: Chondrus crispus (carragheen)
Lineage: Eukaryota; Rhodophyta; Florideophyceae; Gigartinales; Gigartinaceae
Exons: 1
Coding region: 1-243 (80 amino acids)
Source: RefSeq, a predicted model, not a curated record
AUGCACGGAAAGGAACAAGUUGGAUACUUCUCAGAUACUCUUGAUAAUCAGCGAACCGGUGUUUGCAUGCCUCUCUUUACUCACGAAAAGCCGCCAUGCGCAGCUCACUCGGCAACAAAUGUUCGACCCCAACAACGGAAACGGAAACAUCUCAACCGAAUUUCUCUGUCCGCGCAUUACUAUACAAUUAACAGCACUGUACCCAGUGUAUGUCGUCCUCCAGGGCAUGGAGAUGGCUGCUGA